AUGUCAAAUCCCACAGAAAAUAAAAUAGUAGCCGAGGCGAAGAGUGAAUCGUCUCUGGAUAGUCGCGAAAUACUCAUUCUUUUUGGAAGCCAAACAGGAUGUGCUCAAGAUGUAGCCGAAAGAAUAGGAAGAGAAGCAAAAAGACGUCUUUUCAAAAUUCGUGUUUUUGCAAUGGACGCUUAUGAUAAGGUCAAUUUGAUAAAUGAGUCGCUAGUCGUUUUCGUAUGUUCUACCACUGGUCAAGGCGAGGAACCUGACAAUAUGAAAAAAUUCUGGAAAUUUCUAUUGCGAAAAAAUUUACCCAACGAUAUCCUGAGUCAUUUGAAAUUUACCGUUUUUGGACUUGGCGAUUCCUCAUAUUUGAGGUAUAAUUGGCCCGCCAAAAAACUUUACAAACGUCUUUUACAGUUAGGCGCCCAAAGUAUACAUCCACGUGGCGAUGGAGAUGAUCAACAUUAUCUUGGUUAUGAUGGAGCACUUGAUCCUUGGCUGUCAGGAUUAUGGGAAAUUUUAAUGAAUGAAUUUCCGUUACCUUCUGGAAUGGAAAUUAUACCUCCAGAUAUCAUUAGUGAUGGAGAAUUCUUUGCGCGUAUUCUAAAGAAUGAAAGAAUUACGUCUCAUGAUCAUUUUCAGGAUGUUAGGCAUAUGGAAUUGGAAUUUGAUAUCGAUGAUGUUAAUGUUAAUGAUCUAGCAUUAAAUUAUAAACCAGGAGAUGUUGUUGUGAUCAGACCUAAAAAUUUGUCUGAAGAAGUAGAAGAAUUUAUUCAAAUGAUGGAUUGGGUAGAUAUCGCAGACGACGCAUUUACCUUGAUCCCAAAUCAAGAAAGCCGCAAAGUACCAGUGCAUUGGGAUCAAGUGCUUACAUUACGGAAAUUGUUUGAAAAUCACCUUGAUAUUUUCAGCACUCCACGAAGAUCCUUUUUUGAAAUGUUGGCAUUCUUCACUACAAAUGAAAAUCAUACCGAAAAAUUAAGAGAAUUUUGUAGUCCGGAAGGGCAGGAUGAUUUAUACGCGUAUAAUCAACGAGUCCGACGCACAAUUGCAGAAGUUCUUCAAGAUUUUCCAUCGGCCAAAAUACCGUAUGAUUAUAUUUUAGACAUAUUUCCAGAAAUACAGCCUCGUCAAUUUUCAAUAUCAUCGUCUUCACAAUCUUAUCCACGAUGCAUUCAUUUAACUGUCGCCGUUGUAAAAUAUAAAACGCGAAUGCAAAAACCACGAUGUGGUGUAUGUACCAAAUGGUUGGCAGGUUUAAUGACAGAUUCUCGAAUUCCAUUAAAGAUAUCAAAAGGUUCAAUGCGACUACCCACAUCUUUAUCUACUCCAAUUAUGUUAAUAGGACCAGGUACAGGAGUUGCAGUCAUGCGUGCUUUUAUUCAAGAGCGUAUAUUACAAGGCGCAACAGAAAAUUAUCUUUUUUUUGGAUGUCGAUACCGUGAAAAGGAUUAUUUCUAUAAAUCAGAAUGGGAAGAGUAUAUAGAUGCGCAGCAACUUAAAAUAUUCACUGCCUUCUCAAGAGAUCAGGACAAAAAGAUUUAUGUGCAAGAUUUGAUCACUGAGAAUGCUCAUUUGAUUUGGGAUAUCAUACAUGCACGUGAAGGAUGUGUUUAUUUGUCUGGAAGGUCAGAUAGUAUGCCAACAUCUGUUGUAAAUGCAUUCAAGCAGGUAUUCAUAUCAGAGGGAAAUUUGGAUGAAGAAAAAGCCAACAAGUAUUUUGACAAGUUGGAAAGAAGCAAGAGAUUUCAACAAGAGUGCUAUUAA
Messenger RNA from Ambispora gerdemannii, 1758 nucleotides. The record is from the annotation of a GenBank genome assembly. NCBI's taxonomy places the organism in Eukaryota, Fungi, Glomeromycota, Glomeromycetes, Archaeosporales, Ambisporaceae.